This is a messenger RNA of Neocloeon triangulifer, 804 nucleotides long. Its product is annotated as protein Star-like. The transcript has 4 exons. The record is from RefSeq and is a predicted model, not a curated record. Lineage: Eukaryota; Metazoa; Arthropoda; Insecta; Ephemeroptera; Baetidae. Gene Ontology annotation, molecular function: S-adenosylmethionine-dependent methyltransferase activity. The coding region runs from base 1 to 780 and encodes 259 amino acids.
AUGCAGGAAAUUUUGAAAAAGGAAAGAGUUCUGAACGAAACAGCGAAAUCAAUGGAAGGUCUUGAUCAGUUUGACGCCAAAUUGGUCCAGUACACGAGAGACACGAUUCUGAUCCCGCCAGAAGAAUAUUCCGCAAAUGACACGACAAGUCGAUUGCUUAUUGAUGAGAAAUACGAUCCGUCUGUGAUGCAAGUCGCGUCGAAAAUUAUAAAAUUGCUCAAGCACAGGAAAAACGGAUUUGUCGUUGAGUGUGGUGUGUGGGACGGCAUCGCUCAGUCCAAUUCGUUGCUUUUGGAGAUUUUUUACAACUGGACUUCCCUGCUAAUCGAAGCUGCGCCGACCGAGGUGAGAAAAGUAGAAGCGAGGAGAAACCGGGCUUGGAUUGCUCCAGCUUGCCUCAGCACGAAACCAUUUUCAAAUACGGUUAAAUUUCUAGACCACUCCAUGUUUGGAAUGAUUGUUGGCCCGACGACCAAUUUAACUGAAAAGGACAAAACUCUCGUCCACAACGUCCUCUGCAUUCCCUUCAUGACGUUCAUGCAGGCGUUGAACAGAACGUCCAUCGAUUAUUUCAGCCUCGACGUCGAGGGCAGCGAAAUGGAGAUUUUGCCUCUAAUCGAUUUCGAAAAGAUUAAAAUAGACGUGAUGACGAUAGAACACCAACUUCUACCGGGAAAACUGGGAAAGAUGGUCAACUUCAUGGCUGCAAAAAACUUUACCCUUCAUUCGGCGACGUUAGUCGAUUUUAUAUUUGUUAACAAUCGUCUGGGUUUGACCUAAAAAUACAACGAGAAUCGCUUAAAA